Mauremys reevesii (Reeves's turtle) is the source of this 812-nucleotide messenger RNA. RefSeq names its product protein NKG7-like. The record is from RefSeq and is a predicted model, not a curated record. The coding region runs from base 135 to 626 and encodes 163 amino acids. Gene Ontology annotation, cellular component: plasma membrane. NCBI's taxonomy places the organism in Eukaryota, Metazoa, Chordata, Testudines, Geoemydidae. The transcript has 5 exons.
CCCAGGAAGUCACCCGGGAACAAGAGGCCCCAUGUGGGGGGGGGUCAGGGCUAGAGCCGGAGCAAACCCUGCGAGGGAGCAGGCGACGCGGAGCAGGUGCUUCCCGGAUCCCAGCGCUGCCCCCCCCCCCCGCGAUGGCGUCUCCCCGGAUCCUCAGCACCGUCCUGGCCCUGCUCAGCCUCCUGCUGCUCCUGGCCGCCCUGGGCUCCGACCACUGGCUGGUGGCCAGCAGCCCCCUCGGGUCCCUCCAUGAGGGGCUGUGGAAGACCUGCCUCAAUUCAGUGUGUGAGCAAAUUUCUUCUGCAUCAGUCUCGUUAAAGGUCACCAGGGCUUUCACCCUGCUGGGCGCGAUCGCUGGGUGUCUCUCCUCCGUCGCGCUCCUCGCCUCGUUCCUGCGCUCCCACCUCGGCUCCUUAGCUCUGACCCUGCUCUCCUUCCUGGGCAGCUUCAGCGCAGGGCUCUGUGCCAUGAUCGCGCUGCUCGUGUACACAGGGGAGUUCGCUGGGGACGUGAUUGUCCCAUCACACCAAGUCACCUUCGGCUGGUCCUUCGGCCUCGGCUGGGCCUCCUUCCCCGUCUUCCUCAUCACUGGUGUGGUGACGAUGGUCGCCCACCAAUCCUCCUAGAGCCGUGUGGGGCCUGUGCUGGCCCCGGGGCUGGGGCCGGGAGCCGUGCGGGCCGGACGGAGCCUGCAGCAUCCUGGGACCGAACAGGGGGCAGAGAGUGUGUGUGUCCAUCUGGCCGUCCCUGCUGGACCCCCCAGCAAUGAGCCCCAACCCUCCCCACCCCCUUGUUCCAUGGAGAUUAGAGAU